Cadophora gregata is the source of this 2461-nucleotide messenger RNA. RefSeq lists its product as uncharacterized. The record is from RefSeq and is a predicted model, not a curated record. NCBI's taxonomy places the organism in Eukaryota, Fungi, Ascomycota, Leotiomycetes, Helotiales, Ploettnerulaceae. The transcript has 2 exons. The coding region runs from base 1 to 1950 and encodes 649 amino acids.
AUGCAUUCUCUUGUUAAGCUAUCUAUGGUUGCGGGAGCUUCUGCCUCUCCGCUGGUCGCAAGAUCAUCAUGCUGGUUUGGACUUACGGCAUCUGGAGGACAAUCGGGUACUCUCGGCCAACUUCCUGAUGGACAGAUCCGAAUUGGAGGAGGACUAGCACCUUCCAGCUUCUCUAUUGUUGAUGGCAAGGUUACCGAUGAGUCUGGCUCUGGAUGUCUCCUGACAAACAAAAUCGAACAGUUCCAGUGCGACAAGAGCAAGGCGCCGCUCCCAGGAUUCAAUAUCAGUAGCAGUGGUUCCUUCUCAUACUCCGAUGACACCAAAUUCUAUGCCUGCCCUGCGUCUGAUUCGGAGUGGAAUGUCUACACGACCCCAGUUACAGGCCAACAGAAGUGUGUUGAAAUCACUUUGACUGCCAGUGGUUGCGGUGCCUCUGCCCCAUCCUCGGUUGCCCCAAGCGUCAUCAUUUCGACCGUGACGGUAUCUGAGUGCGGUCCAACCAACCCAGGGGGUCAUAUCUCAACUUACCCCCCAGGACCUCCAGCAGAAACUCACCCAACCUCUCCGCCACAAACCUAUCCCCCAGGACCUCCUGCAGAGACUCACCCACCAUCUCCACCGCAUACCUAUCCCCCAGGACCUCCUGCAGAGACUCACCCACCAUCUCCGCCACAGACAUAUCCCCCAGGACCUCCUGCAGAGACUCACCCACCAUCUCCACCGCAUACCUAUCCCCCAGGACCUCCUGCAGAGACUCACCCACCAUCGCCACCUCAUACUUACCCUCCAGGACCUCCUGCAGAGUCUCACCCACCAUCCCCACCUCAGACUUACCCUCCAGGACCUCCUCCUCAGGGCUCAACUUCAAAGCCUCCUCAUUCUUACCCAUGGACAAACACAACUGUGGCUCCUCCAACUUCUUAUCCUACUGCUCCAAGUACAUACAUUCCAUCGACCUACGAAACUACCACCACUAUCAUCACCAGAACCUCAGUCACGGACUGCCCGGUGACCUCGACAUAUACCACUUCCGGAACCACCAGCUACUGGACUGGCACUUCGACCUCAACUACCUACAUUACGGAAACAUCGACGAUUUGCCCGAAGUGCACAGGAUAUCCCACACACUCAACUGAGACUGUACCAACGUAUACUCCUACUACGAGUUCCAACGGUACCUAUCCCACUUACAUGCCAAGCUCUAGCUCGUCUACAGUCUAUCCCACAAGUUCAAAGUCCUCAAGUUCAAUCGAGACAUAUACUCCAAGCUCUAGCUCCCCAUCAGGCCACCCUACAUACGCUCCAAACUCGUCCAGCUCAGUGGAAACAUACACCCCAAGCUCUAGCUCGUCGUCCACAGUCUAUCCAACGAGUUCAAAGUCCUCAAGCUCAGUAGAGACUUAUACCCCAAGCACAUCUACCUAUCCCACAGGAUAUCCUACCUGGGCUCCAAGUUCAUCCAGCUCAGUGGAGACCUACACCCCAAGCUCUAGCUCCCCGUCAGGCUACCCUACAUAUGCUCCAAGUUCAUCCAGUUCAGCAGAGACUUAUGCUCCAAGCUCGUCUAGCUCGGUUGAGACUUAUACUCCAAGCUCUAGCUCCCCAGCAGACUACCCUACAUAUACUCCAAGUUCGUCCAGCUCAGUGGAGACUUACCCAGCAACCUCAGUGUAUCCAACCUACACUCCGUCCGAGACUCCAAGCUACACACCCUCAGAGACCUACACCCCAACCCCCAGCGGAUAUCCUGUCGAGACACCAAGCUACACUCCCUCCAGCUACAUCCCCACAACAACAUCCACUCCAGUCGAUACCUACCCAGCGGAAACAACCACCGCCCCAUGGGGCUACCCCGUUGAGUCUCCAACCACCCUCCAAACCAUCACCUACGCCCCUACUCCAUCAACCCCAGCUGGAUACCCGACAAACCCCUACCCAACCCACUACUAGAGGCACAUUUCCAGAGUUGAGAUUCAUGACAUGAUAUGGCAAUCUCAUGGUUUCGGCUUACGGUCUCACGGCCAGCAUAUUAGACUUCACUUCUUCUACCUUCCUUUUUAAAGCAUAUUAGCAUUUUUGGGUUCGGGCUUUUGGGUCAUGAGGCGUUGAAUCAGUCGGUUUUUGGAGAAAAGAAUGACAGAACAGAACAGAAUGAAUGGAUGGAUGGUGGAUAGGCUUUGUAAUGAAUGUUCUGAGAUUUGGCUGGGACAUUGCGAUUGUGACGCGAUGUGAUGCGGCAUUGGGAUCCUGGAUAUCUGGUAUAUGUGCCAAUGCAGGGAUGGAAGGAAGCUUUACCUUACCUUAGUCAAUGAUAAUCUAAUCACAAUUGAACUUUAGAAGUGUGUUUAUAAAACUUCCCUUGUGCGAUCCUUCGUGCCUUGAUUUUCACGCUCAAAAGAUUUCCAUGGUCCAUUUUCCUUUCCAGGUGUUGUUUUGGCUGCACGGCAUCGCUAGUUACUUG